Molecule: messenger RNA, 261 nt
Organism: Closterium sp. NIES-67
Lineage: Eukaryota; Viridiplantae; Streptophyta; Zygnematophyceae; Desmidiales; Closteriaceae
Source: the annotation of a GenBank genome assembly
AGUGAAGCAUGUUGGGCAGGAUUGCUGCUCUGAGGAUCUCCGAUGAUGAUGAUGAUGAUGAUGAUGAUGAUGAUGAUGAUGAUGAUGAUGAUGAUGAUGAUGAUGAUGAUGAUGAUGAUGAUGAUGAUGAUGAUGAUGAUGAUGAUGAUGAUGAUGAUGAUGAUGAUGAUGAUGAUGAUGAUGAUGAUGAUGAUGAUGAUGAUGAUGAUGAUGAUGCAAACUGGACGAUUGUAUGAUAUGAAGCAGACAAACCGGUGGAUC